Glycine soja is the source of this 2528-nucleotide messenger RNA. RefSeq names its product probable inactive receptor kinase At5g58300. The transcript is spliced from 3 exons. Gene Ontology annotation, biological process: protein phosphorylation. The coding region runs from base 349 to 2172 and encodes 607 amino acids. Gene Ontology annotation, molecular function: ATP binding; protein binding; protein kinase activity. The record is from RefSeq and is a predicted model, not a curated record. NCBI's taxonomy places the organism in Eukaryota, Viridiplantae, Streptophyta, Magnoliopsida, Fabales, Fabaceae.
AUAGUACUAUAAUGCUUUUAAUAAGCCUCUCUUUCUCUAAUGUCUCUCUGGUUUUGUGUGUGUGUGUGUGGAUUCUGGCGUGUUCCUGAAGCUAUGCCGUUAAAGCUUGUCUUUGCCUCCUCUUGGCCGUUACUACCUCCAAUUUACAAAACCAACACUGCUUUAUCAAAAACCUUUUCUUUCCCAAAAUCACAUUUAUACAUUUUGCACAACUUGCACUUCUCAACACACCCUAUAUUGGUUUCCACUUCCAACUUGCUUUCCCUUUCUCCUGGUUUCAAGGGAAACAAGUGGAAUCAUUGAAACCAGACAACGAGUUCCCGCACCUUGAUUCAACAGUAAAACUUGAUGAUGCUACAGUCCUACUUUACCACAAUACCAAUUUUCCUACUCCUGCUUGUGUUUACUCGAACUAAAGCUGAUCUACAGUCAGAAAAGCAAGCCCUCCUUGAUUUUGCUGCUGCACUUCAUCAUGGUCCAAAGGUCAAUUGGAACUCUAGUACCUCAAUCUGCACUUCAUGGGUGGGAGUUACAUGCAGUCAUGAUGGCUCUCAUGUGCUUUCUGUGAGGCUUCCAGGUGUCGGAUUGCGUGGUUUUCUCCCACCAAGAACACUUGGUAAGCUUAAUGGCCUCAUUAGUCUCAGUCUUAGGUCCAACAGCUUGAGGGGGAACCUUCCAACUGACCUACUUUCCCUUCCUUCCCUGCGCUUUGUAUAUCUCCAACACAACAACUUCUCAGGUGUUAUUCCUGAUUCUCUGCCACCGCGGCUUAUCUUUCUUGAUUUGUCCCAUAACUCUUUUACAGGACAAAUUCCAGCCUCAAUCCAAAACUUGACACAUCUGAUAGGAUUUAACCUCCAAAACAACUCUCUCACAGGACCUAUUCCUGAUGUUAACCUUCCUAGCCUUAAGGAUUUGGAUUUGAGCUUCAACUACUUGAAUGGAUCUAUUCCUUCAGGUCUCCAUAAGUUUCCUGCCUCCUCAUUUAGAGGGAAUUUGAUGUUAUGUGGAGCACCUUUGAAACAAUGUUCUUCAGUUUCCCCUAAUACCACAUUGUCUCCACCAACAGUCUCUCAAAGACCAAGUGAUCUAUCAAACAGGAAAAUGAGCAAGGGAGCAAAAAUAGCAAUUGUUUUGGGGGGUGUCACAUUGCUGUUUCUUCCAGGUCUCUUAGUAGUGUUCUUCUGUUUCAAGAAAAAAGUUGGUGAACAAAAUGUAGCACCUAAAGAGAAAGGUCAGAAGCUUAAGGAGGACUUUGGGAGUGGUGUGCAAGAGCCCGAGAGAAACAAGCUUGUAUUCUUUGAAGGUUGUUCUUAUAAUUUUGAUCUGGAGGACUUGUUAAGAGCUUCAGCUGAAGUCCUUGGGAAGGGAAGUUGUGGAACAACAUACAAAGCCAUCUUGGAGGAUGGAACAACAGUAGUUGUGAAGAGGUUAAGAGAAGUGGCAAUGGGAAAAAAAGAAUUUGAACAGCAAAUGGAGAUUGUCCAAAGACUUGAUCAUCACCCAAAUGUGAUUCCCCUUCGUGCUUACUACUAUUCCAAAGAUGAAAAACUAAUGGUUUAUGACUACUCAACAGCCGGCAGUUUUUCCAAGUUAUUGCAUGGAACAACGGAAACUGGACGAGCUCCUCUAGAUUGGCAUACAAGAUUGAAGAUCAUAGUUGGAGCUGCUAGGGGCCUUGCUCAUAUCCACUCAGCCAAUGGAAAGAAACUUGUCCAUGGCAAUAUAAAAUCAUCUAAUGUGAUUCUCUCAAUAGAUCUUCAAGGCUGCAUAUCAGAUUUUGGCCUAACUCCCCUAACAAAUUUCUGUGGUUCCUCCAGAAGUCCAGGCUAUGGAUCACCUGAAGUUAUCGAAUCACGAAAAUCAACUCAAAAAUCUGAUGUGUACAGCUUUGGUGUUCUCCUCCUUGAGAUGCUGACUGGCAAAACACCAGUUCAGUAUUCAGGGCAUGAUGAAGUGGUUGAUCUUCCAAAGUGGGUCCAAUCUGUUGUUAGAGAGGAAUGGACUGCUGAAGUGUUUGAUCUUGAGCUAAUGAGGUAUCCGAACAUUGAAGAUGAACUUGUGCAGAUGCUGCAACUGGCAAUGGCAUGCGUGGCAGUGAUGCCGGACGCGAGACCUUCAAUGGAGGAAGUUGUCAGGACAAUUGAAGAACUUAGAGCAUCCAUUUAUUAAACCAGCCAUCAUUCUCACAAGACAAGUUCAAAGGGUCCUAUGGUUUCACUCUAUACAACUAAAUGGAUGGCUACUUAGCAGAGGAAGAUGCAUGAAUAUUUUCCAUAUGCCCGUGGCAACAAACUGCAAGAACAAUAUACACCAAUUGCCUAUACAUCGAAACAUGCCUAGUCAAGAUUCGUUUGAGGUCUUAGCAUCAAUAGAAAAAUACCUGUAUUUUUAUGUAUCUUGCCAUUUUUUUUUUUUGCCUUUUCGUGAUUUCUUUAACCUGAUGUUUAAAACCACACUGAAGUAAUAAAUCAAAAUUCGGUCAACAUAAAAUGGUAAUAUAUCUGAUUCAGUGAAUUAUAGCUUCA